Molecule: messenger RNA, 587 nt
Organism: Triticum aestivum (bread wheat)
Lineage: Eukaryota; Viridiplantae; Streptophyta; Magnoliopsida; Poales; Poaceae
Exons: 2
Coding region: 89-412 (107 amino acids)
Source: RefSeq, a predicted model, not a curated record
CACACAUUCACAAAGAAGCCACACAAAUCCUAUAUUGCACCAUUCUAACAACAAAGGCAAAAGAAGGCGGUGUAGCAUAGUAAUAGCCAUGGCGAAACUCAUGUGCUUAUGUCUCAUCAUCCUCGCCAUUGCGGUGGCCGUGUCAGCCGAUGAAUGUGAGGGUGACCGACAGGACAUGAUCAAGCAGUGCGGCCAGUACACGAAAUGGCCAGCAGAGCCAAAGCUAGACCCAUCAAACGCGUGUUGUGCUGUGUGGCAGAAGGCGAACAUCCCAUGCCUUUGUGCCGGUCUCACCAAGGAGAAAGAGAAGAUAUGGUGUAUGGAGAAGGUCGGCUAUGUUGCCAAUUUCUGCAAGAAGCCAUUCCCACAUGGCUACAAGUGCGGAAGUUACACUUUCCCUCCUCUGGCGUAGUGAUGAUAUUUUAGUCGCGGGAGGAGAACCAUUGGUUUUUUACUUUCAUGUGUCUGGCCUCACAACAACUUCUCUUUCAGAUCUGUAAUUGAUGAGGUUGUGCUUAGGAUAGUUUAUGUUAAGCACCAUGUAUGAGACAAAUAAUGAAUAAAGUCUUCUCCUCAAGUAGUCUAAA